This is a messenger RNA of Lathyrus oleraceus (garden pea), 884 nucleotides long. RefSeq names its product UDP-xylose transporter 2. Gene Ontology annotation, cellular component: endoplasmic reticulum exit site; COPII vesicle coat. NCBI's taxonomy places the organism in Eukaryota, Viridiplantae, Streptophyta, Magnoliopsida, Fabales, Fabaceae. Gene Ontology annotation, biological process: endoplasmic reticulum to Golgi vesicle-mediated transport; endoplasmic reticulum organization; COPII-coated vesicle cargo loading. Bases 1 to 870 code for a protein of 289 amino acids. The record is from RefSeq and is a predicted model, not a curated record. Gene Ontology annotation, molecular function: structural molecule activity. The transcript has 3 exons.
AUGGACGGAAACGAAGAAGAUUCUAGCUCUCAGGUUAUUGAAGUUUACAAGCAUGAGGAGAAGUCCCUAGGAAGUGGAGUUUCUGACCCUGCAUUACCAACUCUUGGUGCUGAUCAAUACCUUAAGAAGAACCGAUCACCAUACUUAAAGGUUGUAUCAGCGAUGGUGAGCAAUGAUCUCUUGAGCCUUGUGAACACUAGGCCUCUAAAGUUCUGGAAGGAAACCCUUGCUAUUCUUUGCAGUUUUGCUCAGAGAGAUGAAUGGACUAUGCUUUGCGACACACUUGCUUCAAAACUCAUGGGGGCUGGCAAUACAGAAGCUGCAACUCUUUGUUAUAUAUGUGCUGGAAAUAUUGAUAAAACAUCCACCCAGCUUCUUUAUCAAUCAUGUCCAUACCAAGCAACAACCCUGUUAAUCUCUGGUCCCUAUCUGGAUAAACUUUUGACCAGUCAAAAUGUAUUUGCUUUCAAGUACACAACGCAAGCGACGGUUUUCAUAGUUCUUUCAUGCCUCAUCUCAAUUUCUGUCAAUUUUAGCACAUUUCUUGUAAUUGGAAAGACAUCUCCAGUCACCUAUCAGGUUCUUGGACACCUAAAGACAUGCCUUGUAUUGGCAUUUGGUUAUACUUUGCUCCACGAUCCAUUCAGCUGGAGAAACAUCAUGGGUAUUCUGUUGGCCAUGGUUGGGAUGAUUCUAUAUUCUUACUAUUGUACUCUUGAGAAUCAGCAAAAAGCCGUUGAAGCUGCCACACUAGCAUCCCAGGCAAGGGAAGGUGAAUCUGAUCCUCUAAUUAAUUUGGAAAAAGGAAGCAGCGAUGUGACUGACAGUGUUGGACAUAUGUCCCCUGUAUGGAGCAAAGACAAAGACUAAGAUGUUUAUGACCU